This is a messenger RNA of Erythranthe guttata (spotted monkey flower), 1182 nucleotides long. Its product is annotated as S-adenosyl-L-methionine-dependent methyltransferases superfamily protein. Gene Ontology annotation, biological process: rRNA processing. NCBI's taxonomy places the organism in Eukaryota, Viridiplantae, Streptophyta, Magnoliopsida, Lamiales, Phrymaceae. Gene Ontology annotation, cellular component: cytosol; cytoplasm. Gene Ontology annotation, molecular function: rRNA (guanine-N7-)-methyltransferase activity. The record is from RefSeq and is a predicted model, not a curated record.
AAAUGGAAUAUAUAAUUCUAAUUAACAAAGUGGAAACAAUUGUGGGCCAGGUUUUGGCGCCAAGAUGUUAAUUUCGUUGACCGCCCGCGCGCUAUCUUCUUCCUCUUUUCUUUCUGUUGGGAAUUUCGUCAAACACCUUCCGACCAUUAACCCAUCCAUCCUCAAACUCAGCCUCAUCCCCACCAGAAAACCCACACUCUCACUCCGCCGCGCCGCCGCCUCCUCCACCGAUUCCUCCGCCGCCGUCGGUGGCACCGGCACCCCUCAUUUUCAAACCUUAACUUCUCACCAGAAACAUCAAAUUAGUCUCUACAUCGACUCUCUUCUCCAAUGGAACCAGAAAAUGAAUCUCACGGCGGUGAAAGAAGAAAGCGAGGUGAUGGAAAGACACGUGGAGGAUUCGCUAGCUAUUAUAGAUCCAAUUCGCAAUUCAUACCUGUCUCGAUGCGGGAGCUGUUUCGAAGAUUUGAGCGUUGUCGAUGUCGGAAGUGGAGCAGGGCUUCCUGGAUUAGUUCUUGCAAUCGCUUGCCCCGGUUGGAAGGUGACACUGUUAGAGUCAAUGAACAAGCGUUGCGUUUUCUUGGAGAAUGCCGUCGAACUCAUUGGCCUGCAGAAUGUGCGAAUCGUACGUGAUCGAGCCGAGAAUCUAGGACAGAAUCUUGACUUCAGAGAGGGUUUCGACAUUGCAGUUGCUAGAGCAGUUGCAGAAAUGAGAGUUCUUGCUGAAUACUGUCUUCCUCUAGUCCGUGUCGGUGGUUUGUUCGUAGCAGCAAAGGGUCACGAUCCUCAGGAGGAAGUUGCAAAAGCUGGAAGAGCUAUUCAUUUGAUGGGUGCUUCUCUCUUGCAAACGUGUUUCGUGGAAUCACACAGCAAAUAUGGACAAAGAACAGCAAUAAUAUGCCUAAAAGACAGUCCAACCCCUAGAAAAUAUCCUCGUGCUCCCGGUACUCCAUCGAAGAUGCCCCUAUGACGUGAAUGCUCGAAUUUUGUUUGGUUAAUCGUUUGUUGUAUUAUACUAUCGUGUGUGUUUGUAUUGAUCACGAGAAUUCAUGUGCGAAACAAAUAUAGACAUUUAAGUUAAGUUUAUUUGGCCUCUGCAUUGUAUCAAGUUUCAUUUGGAAUUUGAUAGAAGAGUUUAAUUUGAGGAGAUUAUAUUUCAAAUAACUCUCAUUAUGCGAUGAA